AUCCCCAACGAAGCCGCCCUGUCACUUCCAAUUUUUAUUUCUCGUACCGUAACCGUGUCAGAAAGUUAGGGUUUCUACUGGUUAUACUAUUCAAUUGCAGAUUGCCAAAGAAUUCUCACUUCGUUGUUGUACUUUGAUCAAAGUUGUCACAUACUCAGAUGAUACAUUGAUAGACUCGUGCGAAGAACAGGACUUGAACUAUGGGGAAGAGGAAGUCAAAAGCAAAGCCACCACCAAAAAAGCGGAUGGACAAGCUUGACACUGUUUUCAGUUGUCCAUUCUGCAACCAUGGCAGUAGUGUUGAAUGCCGCAUUGAUAUGAAGAACUCAAUUGGCGAGGCCAUAUGCAGGAUUUGCCAGGAGAGCUUCAGUACUACUGUAACAGCUUUAACUGAGCCAAUAGACAUAUAUAGUGAAUGGAUUGAUGAAUGUGAACUAGUCAACAACGUGGAUGAUGAUGGUGCUGAAUAGCAGACUUGAUGAUGCUGAGAGUGGUUCAAGUUUUCCUUCAAAUCCUGAAUUUUACUUUUAACCUGCUUAUUGGUGAGAGUAAUGGGAGUAAUUAUGAAUUAUUAGCUGAUAUAGUAGUUAUGUCGGCCGGUCGAUUGAAGCUACUACGAUUUUGAGGCUAGCAAUCAAACUUAGUAAAAUAUUUGCACUUCAAAACCCCUCGCGAAAGAGACUUUCCAAUUUCACUGCUUAUUGCUUUUGGAAAUUUUUUGUAUUGAAGUUAAUACUUAAUAGUAGUAUCUUUAUGUUGUACAUGAUACACACCUUUGCGGGUUUAUAAAUUACCUUCUUCCA
Molecule: messenger RNA, 803 nt
Organism: Rhododendron vialii
Lineage: Eukaryota; Viridiplantae; Streptophyta; Magnoliopsida; Ericales; Ericaceae
Product: transcription elongation factor 1 homolog
Exons: 5
Coding region: 201-470 (89 amino acids)
Biological process (GO): transcription elongation by RNA polymerase II
Cellular component (GO): transcription elongation factor complex
Molecular function (GO): RNA polymerase II complex binding
Source: RefSeq, a predicted model, not a curated record